Molecule: messenger RNA, 1129 nt
Organism: Amaranthus tricolor (Joseph's coat)
Lineage: Eukaryota; Viridiplantae; Streptophyta; Magnoliopsida; Caryophyllales; Amaranthaceae
Product: expansin-A13
Exons: 2
Coding region: 129-947 (272 amino acids)
Biological process (GO): plant-type cell wall organization
Cellular component (GO): extracellular region
Source: RefSeq, a predicted model, not a curated record
ACCCAAAUAAUCAUCCUCCUACAAAAAGACGAACACCCUACAUUCAAAUCAUUCUAUUCAUUUUAGUAACACUACAAGGAGUAUUCCCUUCCUUCCCCACUCGCUUCCAAAUCUUUCCUCUCCAAAAAAUGCCAUUAAACCAUCUCCAUUCACACUCUCACUCUCUCCUUCUACUCUUUGCACCCUUCCUUUUCUUCCUUCUAUCCUUCCCUUUCCCUAUUUCUGCCCACUACAACCCACCUUCUUCAUCCUCCCCCCUCAUCUCCGAAUGGGAAUCCGCUCGAGCCACCUACUACGCUGCGUCCGAUCCACGAGACGUUGUCGGUGGAGCAUGCGGGUAUGGGGAUCUUCACAAAGCCGGGUAUGGUAAAGCCACUGUUGGGUUAAGUACUGCAUUAUUUGCUAAGGGUCAGAUCUGUGGUGCUUGUUUUGAAAUUCGUUGUGUUGAGGAUCUUCGAAAUUGUAUUCCGGGUACUUCUAUUCUUGUUACUGCUACUAACUUUUGUGCUCCCAAUUUUGGGUUUACUGCUGAUGGUGGUGGACAUUGUAAUCCUCCUAAUAAACAUUUCGUUCUUCCUAUUGAGGCUUUUGAGAAAAUUGCUCUUUGGAAGGCUGCUAAUAUGGCGAUUAAAUAUAGAAGGAUUAAAUGCAGAAAGGAAGGAGGCGUUCGAUUUGCCAUUGACGGGUCUGGAGUAUUUAUGUCGGUGCUCAUCAGCAACGUCGCAGGUGCAGGUGAUGUUAUUGGUGUGAAAAUCAAGGGAUCAAAAACUGGAUGGCUUCUGAUGUCGAGGAAUUGGGGGCAGAAUUGGAUACUGAAUGCAGAUCUUAAAAAGCAGCCACUUUCAUUUGAGGUUACUACUAGUGAUGGGGCAAUUCUGACUUCAUACAAUGUUGCUCCAAAGACUUGGCAAGUUGGCCAAACUUUUGAGGGAAAACAAUUUGAUUAGAAGAACCCAAUUAUGAUAUAUAAUUGAUCUUUUCUUUCUUCAUUAGUUAGGUUAAAUUAUGAAUUGCCCAAUCUUAGUAGACUAAAACCCUAGAUCUGUAUCAUUGUAAUUUGUAUGUACACUAUACUCCAGUUUUGAGAUAAUGGAAUCUUGGCUACAAGGCCAUUCCUAUUUUCUUUGCU